Messenger RNA from Exserohilum turcica Et28A, 735 nucleotides. RefSeq lists its product as uncharacterized. Bases 1 to 534 code for a protein of 177 amino acids. The transcript is spliced from 2 exons. Lineage: Eukaryota; Fungi; Ascomycota; Dothideomycetes; Pleosporales; Pleosporaceae. The record is from RefSeq and is a predicted model, not a curated record.
AUGCCACGUGCCCCACCUCAGAACCUUUCCCGAUCCUUCAACACCCGCUGUACAGGGAUAUUCAAAAAAGCAGCGGAGCUCCAUCAGAUUGAUGAUAGGGUUCGGAUAUCGAUUGUCGUGGAGAAGCCUGGAGUUACACCUCUUGUCUUUACUACAGACGAAAGAGGACAGAACUGGCCACCCUUCGUCGAGGACUACGUCAAGAGAAAGCAUCCCUUAAUCAAACGGCCCUCCCACUACCAAAGCGUUAUCGAUGGUAUCUCGCGUGGCCAUGUGCAGAUUGUCUGCACACCUUCUCUUUCUCCACCUCCGCCCUACAUACCUGAGAAUGCCACUGAAGGUGGAGGAAUGGAUGCAGAAGGUUACAUGGAAGCGGGUGGAUUCUCAGACAGCCGUCAAGGUCUCCAGCAGCCGGGAGAGGGGUGGUAUCUUCCCACAACCCCGCCUCGACCUAUGCCAAGCCGAACAUCUACGUCUAGUCCGUUGCCAAAGAACUUCAUCCUUCCAUCCAAGAUGAACGCAUAUCCUGAAUAGGAUCUGUGUUUUGCUUAGCAUAUAGGAUAAUUGGUGUGGUAACGUCCCUCCCUGAGUGCUGGGACACCCGCCGUGCUAGGACAAAUGAGGGGUACUUUGACUUUCAGCACUUCGCUUUCUGCGCGCACGCUAAAAUUCUUGAGAAUACUAUGGUAGUCGUAUACUAGAGCCAUCUGUUAACCCAUUUUAACACAUCUAAAU